AUGGCGGAUGCAGACAAGAUUAUUAAACAGUCUGAGGCGCUUGAUCAACUAGCCAAACUAGUGUUAUCUCAGUCCCAAAAAAAGCAGUCGACUCUCCCGUCUUUAAAAGAGGAAUACGAGAACAAACUGAAGAACGUUGAUGAGCUCAUCUCGAUGAUUACAUCCGUUGAACUGGAUAAAGAGAAGUUCUCAAAAAUGAUUUCGAAACAAAUUGAGAUUAUUCAGAAAGACGGUCAAGAAUAUGCUCUAAUUCCAGUACAAAGAACUCCUAAACAAGCCAAAUUUGGAAAACGAAAGUCUAAAGCUAACAACAUUAAAUGUUCUUAUUGCAAUGAAACUGGACACCUCCGAUCAAAAUGUGAGAAGAAACUCUUGGGAGUUCCACCAUGA
Messenger RNA from Kluyveromyces lactis, 390 nucleotides. RefSeq lists its product as uncharacterized. The coding region runs from base 1 to 390 and encodes 129 amino acids. The record is from RefSeq and is a predicted model, not a curated record. Lineage: Eukaryota; Fungi; Ascomycota; Saccharomycetes; Saccharomycetales; Saccharomycetaceae. The transcript has a single exon. Gene Ontology annotation, molecular function: zinc ion binding; nucleic acid binding.